AGAGAGAGAGAGCUGAAAGCUUAAAACUACCCACCACCACAGUUGCCUUACAAACCACGUUUCUUGCUCUCCAAAAACCAGUAUUUAGGGAGUUCUGUUUCUCCCUACACUUUUUUCUUAGUUUUUAACAACACCUUUCAAUCUCUCAGUUUUUAAGACCAGAUUUUCAGUAUUUAGCUUUCUCUCUCCCUUAUUUAUUGUUUUAAGGUCUUAGAUAUCAUUUCAUUCAGAGUAUCUAAGACCUCUAAUAUCUUCCAACUUUUUUUUUUGGUGCUUAUGAGCCUUUGGUUCUUUUAGGUUGGUCUCUCUUUUUGGUUCUCUGUGUGUGUAGGAAAAAAAAUUCACAAGUUUAGAAAGAACCCACUUUGGGUUUUGGGAACUUUUGUUUCUUUUCUCUAUUGAUUUGUGAAAAAUCAGCGUUUAUUUAUCAGAACCCAUUUGGGAUUCAGAGAAAACUUUCUUGUUUGUUUUCUUAUUAUUUUUUGUCUUUCCUGGUUUGAUUGCUUUAAAAACAGAGGGGUUUUAGAGAGAAAGUUGCAGGGCAUGGAAAACACUUCUGUGCUUAGUAAGGAAGAAGAGAAUAUAGAAUUGCCUCCGGGGUUUCGAUUUCAUCCAACUGAUGAAGAACUCAUAUCUCACUACCUAUCCCCAAAGGUUCUCAACAACCGGUUCUGUGCUAAAGCCAUCGGGGAGGUGGAUUUGAACAAGUGUGAGCCUUGGGAAUUGCCUCGUAGAGCUAAAAUGGGGGAGAAGGAGUGGUAUUUCUUCUGUGUGAGAGACAGAAAAUACCCAACAGGUUUAAGAACCAACAGAGCGACAGAAGCUGGGUAUUGGAAAGCCACAGGCAAAGAUAAGGAAAUUUACAAGGCCAAAACACUGGUUGGGAUGAAGAAGACUCUGGUUUUCUACGAAGGAAGAGCUCCAAAAGGUGAAAAGACCAACUGGGUCAUGCAUGAAUAUAGACUUGAAGGGAAAUACUCUGUUUACAAUCUCCCCAAAACAGCAAAGAAUGAGUGGGUGAUUUGCAGAGUGUUCCAAAAAAGUUCAGGUGGGAAGAAAACACAUAUUUCAGGGUUGAUGAGGUUGAGCUCCUAUGGAAGCGAAUACCGUCCGUCUUUGUUGCCUCCAUUAAUGGACUCUCCUCCAUAUAACAACGAGAACACAGGAACCAGUACUGUCGGCAAGACAUCUCACGUGACCUGCUUCUCCGACCCAAUGGAGGAUCAGAAAAUUCAUCCGAAAGAAAUAUUCGAUAGCUUCAACAUCAUUAGCAACAAUAACAAUCCUCUUUUAGCUUCUUCUUCUUCUUCCUCAAACCCAAGUGAUAUUAUUUCCCCUGCUUCUUUCCAAUUCGCAUCCAAAAACUCUGUUCCAAUUCCAAACCCAUUGUCAUACACUAACCAAAUCGCAACCAGCUUUGGAAAUUUGCAGUACCCAGAAUCUUUUCUGAUGCAAGACCAGUCCAUCUUGAAGAUGUUGCUUGAAAACCAUGCACCAAACAUGAAACGCAAUUCCAGAACAGAGUUCUCACAGGGCACAGGUGGUCUCAGUACUACUGAUAUGUCUUCGGCCUUGUCCAACCACCAUGACAUGGUUCAGAGGUCGUUUGAGGAUCAAGAUGAUCCUUCUUCCUCUGUUGGUCCUGUGGACCUCGACUGUUUGUGGAAUUACUGAGCUUUUGUUGAUGAUGAUUGAAGAAAUAUCGUGAUGAAGAAGAAGAAGAAGAAGAUUAGAACAAGGAAAACAUUUUCGAGGACUUAAUUAUAGUGUCUGUGGUGUCAGUAUGUGUGUGUGUGUGUAUAGAUUUUUAUUAAAGAAGAUUUUUAGGAAUUUUUUAAGCAAAUGAAAUGCAUGUAAUAUAGUGGGAUUCAAUUACAUUCACAAAUUUCUUCUUCUCAUUAGCUGGUGGCUUUAGAAAUUAUCAAAUUUGCUUUGUAUACAACAUUCAUGACUUGGAAUUAAAUAUCCCGAAUUGCACAAA
Ziziphus jujuba (common jujube) is the source of this 1981-nucleotide messenger RNA. Its product is annotated as NAC domain-containing protein 100. The transcript has 3 exons. NCBI's taxonomy places the organism in Eukaryota, Viridiplantae, Streptophyta, Magnoliopsida, Rosales, Rhamnaceae. Gene Ontology annotation, molecular function: DNA binding. Gene Ontology annotation, biological process: regulation of DNA-templated transcription. The record is from RefSeq and is a predicted model, not a curated record. Bases 544 to 1674 code for a protein of 376 amino acids.